Messenger RNA from Gambusia affinis (western mosquitofish), 3861 nucleotides. It is a transcript of the gene zbtb17, whose product is annotated as zinc finger and BTB domain containing 17. The coding region runs from base 747 to 3161 and encodes 804 amino acids. The record is from RefSeq and is a predicted model, not a curated record. Gene Ontology annotation, cellular component: nucleus. The transcript has 13 exons. Gene Ontology annotation, molecular function: protein binding; RNA polymerase II cis-regulatory region sequence-specific DNA binding; DNA-binding transcription factor activity, RNA polymerase II-specific. Gene Ontology annotation, biological process: regulation of transcription by RNA polymerase II. NCBI's taxonomy places the organism in Eukaryota, Metazoa, Chordata, Actinopteri, Cyprinodontiformes, Poeciliidae.
AAUGCUGAGUAUUAGGAUGAUACACUUCUUUAAGGCAGUCAUAUAAAGAGGUUUGUAUCACUAAACAGUAGAAAAUAACUGUUUUUAGUCAUAUUUUCAAAUGUUUUGACAUGACGCUUUUGUUGGACAGCGGAGAAAAUUGUAAAACUAACAAUCCUGACAAUACAAACCGUUCUAAGAAAUUCAUCAUGAUAAAUAGUAAUACGAUGAGUACCAAUUGCAGUAAAAGUUGCAUUUGAUAUAUUGUGCAGCUCUACAUUAGAUGACUUUUUUUGCUCUGAAGCAGAAAACCCUGUUGUCAUGAAGACUGAGUUUGUUGAUGAACCAAAAUGCAGAAAGAAGUUGGAACAUGGAUUGUGUUGAAAGUUUUAAUGAAAAAACAAAAACCCAUGGAGGACACAUGGAGCAAGAGCAGAAUUACAUUAACAGGAACAACAGGGAGGCAGGAUAAACAGGAUUUAACAAGAGGAACCAGCAGGGCAUGUGAGCAGGAGAAGGGUUUAAAUACUGAGGGUGAAAUCUGGAACCAAAGUGCCUGGGCUGAUAAGCUAAUGGGUUGCAGGUGUGAGUUGAGACCAGUGAGGUGGACAAAGGAGGGGGAAAGAGGAACCAACAGGGAAACUGACUAGAGCUAGGAUGGGAGUCAGUGGGGCUUAGUGAAGUAAAUGGAUGCAGGAAAAAAAAAAUUAAUACUGGGACAUAACAGCAGCAAAGUGUCCAAAUAACACAGGUUAUGACACCAGUAGAUGAAUGUUUUAAGCUUGAGACCACUUGGCUUUAAGUGGCCUCUAAAAAAUCUGGACUUUGGCCCACUCAAUGUCUGGAAAAGUCAGAAAAAUGAAAAGGCAGGUGGAAGAGAACAGAAAGAAAAUCAGCUGUCAGAAGUUGCAGCACCAGCGGUGGAGUUUCCUUCUGGCACACCGACAGAAGAUCUCAAGAACUCACACAGUGAGGAUGUGAACGGAGACAUUUCUGCUGAUCCGCAACAAACCGCUUCUCGGCCAAGUCCCAUCAGAAAGCAGCCGGGCCGGGGAAGACCCCCCAAAAGCUCUCAGGUUUCUGCACAGAAGACGGUGUCGGUGAAGGAGGAAGAGGAGGGCUCUUUGGCGAACGGGACAGGAUUUCAGGACGACCCCUCGGAUGCUGACUACGCACCCAAACCACAGUCGAGAUCUUCAGGCAGCUACUUGAACUCGCGUGGAAGAAGGAUCAGAAAACCUGCUCGACGUAGGAAUUCACCUGAAAAUGACUUGGAAGACGAAGGUACAUCGAAGGAAAAAAAGGAGAAAAGGGCGAGGGAGGAGGAAGAGGUGGCUGACAGACAGGAACUACAUGAUGGGGAGGCCAGUGAGGGAGAGGAGGUCGAAGAGGCAGAAGACGACAUCGAACUGCAAGGGGAAGGAGACAGCGAGGAAGACGGAAGGCCAACUCAGGCAUCAUCAAUGAGCAACCGAACCGAAUCGAAGCCGUACAGCUCUGUGACGCACAAAUGUGGGGACUGCGGGAAGAAAUUUACCCACACAGGUAAUUUCAAGAGACACAUGCGCAUCCACACUGGAGAAAAGCCAUUCAGCUGUCGGGACUGCAACAAGGCCUUCUCUGACCCUGCCGCUUGCAAAGCCCACGAGAAAACACACAGCCCUCUGAAGCCGUACUGCUGCUCCACUUGUGGGAAGAGCUACCGGCAGGUCAGCCUGCUUAACUUGCACCGGAAACGGCACACGGGUGAAGCGCGCUACAGCUGUGACGUCUGUGGCAAGCUUUUCACCACUUCGGGGAAUCUGAAGCGCCACCAGCUGGUGCACAGCGGGGAGAAGCCAUACCACUGCGACUUCUGUGACAAAGCUUUCUCCGACCCCACCGCCAAGAUGCGACACCUGGAGACCCAUGACACGGAUAAAGGCAACAAGUGUCCGCACUGUGACAAACGCUUCAACCAGGUUGGAAAUCUGAAAGCUCACCUAAAGAUUCAUAUUGCAGACGGGCCCCUGAAGUGCAAGGAGUGCGGCAAACAGUUCACCACUUCAGGCAAUCUGAAAAGACACCUGCGUGUUCACAGCGGGGAGAAACCAUAUGUGUGUUCGCACUGUCGGAGAGCUUUCAGUGAUCCCGGAGCUCUGCAGCGCCACGAGCGCAUUCACACAGGAGAAAAACCCUGCGUAUGUCUUGUGUGCGGCAAGGCUUUUACUCAAGCCAGUUCCCUCAUUGCUCAUGUCCGACAGCACACCGGAGAGAAGCCCUACGUCUGUGAUCGCUGCGGCAAAAGGUUUGUGCAGUCCAGCCAGUUGGCAAAUCACAUUCGACACCACGACAACGUGCGACCACACAAGUGCCAGAUGUGCAACAAGGCAUUUGUGAACGUGGGGGAUUUAUCCAAGCACAUCAUCAUUCACACAGGUGAAAAACCGUUUCUUUGUGAUAAAUGCGGCCGUGGCUUUAACCGGGUGGACAACCUGCGCUCCCAUGUUAAGACCGUUCACCACGGCAAAGCCGGCAUGAAGAGGCUGGUGCUGACGGGGGGAACCAUCGAAGAAAUUGGCGACGACUGCGCCGAAGCUGGGUCUUCGGACGAGAUCAAGAUAGUCACUGUUACCACAGAGGACAUUGUCACCCUUACAACCGAGGCCCUGGCAGGAAGUGCAGUGGCUCAGCUCACGGUCCUCCCAGUGGCUGCCUCGGUGUCUGCAGAUGAAACGGAGGCUUUGAAAGCUGAAAUCACCAAAGCAGUAGAGAAGGUGCAAGAAGAAGACCCCAACACCCAGAUCUUGUAUGCUUGCGACUCAUGCGGCGAUAAAUUUCUGGACGCCACCUCUUUGGCUCAGCACGUUCGGAUCCACACGGCCCAAGCCUUGGUCAUGUUUCAGGCAGAUUCCGACUUCUACCAGUACACCGCGGCAACCGCCACCGGAGAGGGGGACGAUUCUGCUGCCGCUGCAAUCUGGCAACCUGCGCCCGAACAAGUUAUCCAGCAAGAAGAGCUGAUCUUCCGUACGGACGAAGAAGAGAGGAAAUCAGAGGACAUGAUUUCCUCUGAGCAAGUGUCAGAGACUGUCAUUCAUGUGGAGGAGGCGGUGGAAGUGGAAGAAGCUACUUCUGAGCACCAAACAAAUGAGAGGCAUGGAGACGAAGAAAAGGAAGAGAAUGUGAAAAGUAAAGAUUAGACGUAGUGGAACAGGUUCAUCUGUGAUGUAUAAAAUGUUGCUUUUGUUAGAAAUCUAAUUUAUACGAGAGGAAAUUAGAAUAAUAUGUUUCUUGAUGAAUUAUACAUUAGGUUAUAACAUGAUGUUUAAAGAAAACUAAUCUGGAUUCAAUCAUUUUAAAUAAAAUUUAUUUUAAACUAAUUUAAUCUUUAGUGAUGCAUUUGAUUUACUCUGUACAGCAAUAUUUUGGUAAUGAAUUGCGGAGAUGAUUAAACAAGUUUGUAUAGUUUGUUUGUUUUAAGACUGAAUUGUAGGACUGUGUUUUGUCCUUUUAUGCUUGAUUGUAAAUCUAAUAAUUAGAGACUCGUAUUUUUAUAUUUUUUGAUGAAAUAUCUGCUCUUUCUUCAAACGUGCACUGUGUUUCCCUGUGCUUAGUGUACAGUGCUUCAUUUAGGAUUGGUAAAUAAACACGAGUCUACUAAAGACUUAAGUGAGAGUUAAGAUCCUUAAGCAUACAAGGUUUGAAUUUUUUUUUACUUGUAUUUUUUUCUUUUCAACAGCUUUCACCAAUCCUGUCCUUGCAUAAUUGCAAGAAAGUCUUAAUAUAUCAGAUUUAUAAUCCUGUAGUUUUGAGCUGAUUUCAAGGCGUUUUAUUCUUUAUUUGAUAUGUUUAUUUUGCCACCUGUGAAAAUUAUUUGCAGUAAAUAUGUGUAGACUUGCU